AAUUACAUCAAAUGAACUUGUAUCUAUUAUUGAGUAUUGUUGUGAUACAUUGUUUUCCAACAGAAGAUUUGGUGAAAGAUUAUGCUAGGUUCAAGAUUCCUUAUUCUGGAUAAUGGUAUAUGAAAAAAGUAUAAAAAUAAAAGGUUUUCAGGAUAUUUAAAGAUAAAUGACGAUGGGAGUAAAUAAUUUCAUUAUUUCAUGUUUCCUCAAUAAUAUCAAAAUAUGAGUGAUGAUAGUCCAGUAAUAUUAUGGUUGAAUGGAGGCCCAGGAUGUUCUUCUUUAUAUGGAGCAUUAAAUGAGAAUGGUCCUUUUGUAUUUAAUUUGGGUACAAAUGAUUUAAGAGUGAAUGCAUAUUCAUGGACAAAUACUGUAUAGAUAUGAUAUUGAAUAUGUAGGCACAUAUGUUUUAUUUGGAAUCUCCAGCAACAGUUGGAUUUUCAUAUGGUGAUGAGCACACAAGUGACGCAAGUUCAGCUAAAGAUAAUUUAUAAGCAGUGAUUGAAUUUUUUAAAAAGUUUCCUGAACUUAGCACUCAUGAAUUUUAUAUAAGCGGAGAGAGUUAUGCUGGAACAUAUAUACCAUUAUUAGCGAAUGAAAUCAUAGAAUAUAAUAAAGUAGCAACAAAGAGAAUAAAUUUAGUUGGUUUAAUGAUUGGGAAUGGUUGUACAGAUUAUACAGAAUGUACAAUAGAGGCAAAGAGAUUUCCAAUUCAUAAAUUUGAAUUUAUGCAUAGUCAUCAUUUAAUAAGUGAAAAAUUAUGGGAAGAGAUAGAUUCAUAAAGAGAUAAUUGUUUUAAUUCUACAACUUAAUAUUGUAAAGAUCUUUAUGGAAGAACUUAAGAAGAGAUCAAUUUGAGUUAGUAAGCAGUAAUUCUAUAAUAAUAGUGAAUUUUAUUAUAAUCCUUAUAAUAUCUAUGGAAAAUGUUAUUUAAAUCCAAUAACAAAAUUCAAUGGUGAAACAAUUAAAAGAUCUAAAAUGACACUUGAUCCUUUUGAAAGAGAACCAGGAACAGUUCCAUCUUGUUCAGAAGCAUAAGGAUUAUUUUAUUAUUUUACAAAUCCAGAAUUCAUAAAAGCCAUUAAUAUUGAUACUUCUAAACUUAACAAGGAAUGGGAAGAUUGUAGUAGUACAAUCAAAUACACAAAGGAUCCAAGAGCAACAUAUUAUUUAUAUCCUAAAUUAAUUAAGAGUGGCAUUAGAAUACUUAAAUUUAGUGGAGAUGUAGAUGGAGUUGUGCCUAUUACUGGAACAUUCUUUUGGUUGAAUAAUUUAUAAAACGAAUUAGGUUUUAUUUGUAUUUAUAUUUAAUAUAGGUUUACAUACAAUUGAACCUUGGAGAGCUUGGACUAUUCCAGGAAAUAAAAGUGGAGAAGAUCAAAAUGCAGGAAAUGUAUGGGUUUUAGAUGGUUUAUGGUUUGUUACAAUCAGAAAUGCCGGACAUAUGGUACCAAUGGAUUAACCAUUACCUGCUCUUGUAAUGAUCAAUAAUUUCAUUUAUGGUAUUCCUUUACCUAAUUGA
Molecule: messenger RNA, 1519 nt
Organism: Paramecium sonneborni
Lineage: Eukaryota; Ciliophora; Oligohymenophorea; Peniculida; Parameciidae
Source: the annotation of a GenBank genome assembly